AUGUCCGCCUUAAACGAAAUGCUUACUCGAGAGCGGCCCGGGCCAUGGCAAAGGUUCCGCGCUCGCCCAUGUGUUUUCCUCGCACAGAAGCUUUACAGUUGGCAUCAGCCCCUUCCAGCUACCCCAGUCACACGUCCUAUUGCUAUUGUCUGCAUCUCCGAUACUCACAACACUCAAAUCAGUAUUCCAGACGGAGAUGUCCUGAUCCAUGCAGGUGAUCUAACACAAUCGGGGUCUUUUCAAGAGCUCCAAGCGGCACUCACAUGGCUUAACGCUCAGCCUCAUUCUACCAAAAUCGUAGUUGCUGGCAACCAUGAGCUUUUACUUGAUGAAGCACAAGAUGGUUCAUCAAACCAAGCAGCUUCUGAGCGGGCUCAACUCGACUGGGGUAAUAUCACCUACCUAGAAAAUCAAGAAACAACAUUUUCUUGUUCAAAUGGUCGUCAGCUUCGAGUCUAUGGAAGUCCUUACACUAUACGCCAUGGUAAUUGGGCAUUCCAAUACCCCCAGGAUCAAGACGUAUGGACAAGCUCAGUACCAGAUGGAAUCGACAUACUGAUCACCCAUGGCCCACCACUCGCCCAUCUAGACUUACUCAAGUUUGGCUGUGCUCAUUUACUACGGACACUCUGGAGGGUGAAACCAAGACUGCAUGUCUUUGGGCAUAUUCACGAAGGUGUAGGCACCGAUUGGAUGUUGUUCAAUGGCCUUCAAUCUGCGUAUGAGCGCACUGUCUCUGCCGGAGGAGGCGUUACCAAUCUUCUUUCUACGGCAUGGGAGCUCAUCAAGGCGUAUUUCCGCCCACCUACGGAAGCACAAUGCCUGCUUGUGAAUCCCUCCAUUGUUGGAGGUUUGCGGGACCAUGAGAGGAGACAACCUAUCAAAGUCUUUAUCUAA
Messenger RNA from Penicillium brevicompactum, 897 nucleotides. Its product is annotated as metallophosphatase domain-containing protein. Gene Ontology annotation, molecular function: hydrolase activity. Lineage: Eukaryota; Fungi; Ascomycota; Eurotiomycetes; Eurotiales; Aspergillaceae. Bases 1 to 897 code for a protein of 298 amino acids. The record is from RefSeq and is a predicted model, not a curated record. The transcript has a single exon.